AUGCUGAAACAGAGCGAGAGGAGGCGAUCUUGGAGCUACAAGCCCUGGAAUACUACGGAGGGCGAGGACGAGUCCCAGGCAGGGGACAGCCAACACCGCAGGAGCAUCUGCUCCGUGGGGGCCCGUUCCGGCUCCCAGGCCAGCAUCCCACCGUGGACCGAGGGCAACUACAACUACUAUAUCGAGGAGGACGAGGACGGGGAGGAGGAGGAUGAACUGAAGGACGACCUGCCCGAGGACCAGCUGCCAGAGGAGGCCAACACCGUCCAGUCGGACGGCUGCCCGGACCCUCCGGCCGUGUCGUCCACGCUGAACGUGAACGUGGGCGGCCACAGCUACCACCUGGACUACAUCGAGCUGGCCUGCUACCCCAAGACGCGCCUGGGCCGCCUGGCCACCUCCACCAACCGCAGCCGCCAGCUGGCCCUGUGCGACGACUACGAGGCACAGGCGGACGAGUACUUCUUCGACCGCGACCCAGCCGUGUUCCAGCUCGUCUACAAUUUCUACUUGUCCGGGGUGCUCAUGGUGCGCGACGAGCUGUGCCCGCGCAGCUUCCUGGAGGAGCUGGGCUACUGGGGCGUGCGGCUCAAGUACACGCCGCGCUGCUGCCGCAUCUGCUUCGAGGAGCGGCGCGACGAGCUCAGCGAGCAGCUCAAGAUCCAGCGCGAGCUGCGCGCCCAGGCGCAGGCCGAGGAGGCCGAGGAGCUCUUCCGCGACAUGCGCUUCUACGGGCCGCAGCGGCGCUGCCUCUGGAACCUUCUGGAGAAGCCCUUCUCGUCGGUGGCCGCCAAGGUCAUCGGAGUGGCCUCCAGCCUCUUCGUGCUCAUCUCCGUGGUAGCGCUGGCGCUCAACACGGUGGAGGAGAUGCACCAUCAGACGGAGCAGGGCGCGGGCGGCGGCGACCCGCGGCCCAUCCUGGAGCACGUGGAGAUGCUGUGCAUCGCCUUCUUCACGCUGGAGUUCCUGCUGCGCCUCGCCUCCACGCCCGACCUGCGGCGCUUUGCGCGCAGCGCCCUCAACCUGGUGGACCUCGUGGCCAUCCUGCCGCUCUACCUGCAGCUGCUGCUUGAGUGCUUCACCAGCGAGGACCAGCAGCACGGCAAGGGCUCGCCGCUAGAGCACGACCUGGAGACCGUGGGCCGCGUGGGCAAGGUGGGCCAGGUGCUGCGCAUCAUGCGCCUCAUGCGCAUCCUCCGCAUCCUCAAGCUGGCGCGCCACUCCACCGGGCUGCGCGCCUUCGGCUUCACGCUGCGCCAGUGCUACCAGCAGGUGGGCUGCCUGCUGCUCUUCAUCGCCAUGGGCAUCUUCGCCUUCUCCGCGGCCGCCUACUCCGUGGAACACGACGUGCCCGGCACCAACUUCACCAGCAUCCCCCACGCCUGGUGGUGGGCGGCGGUGAGCAUCUCCACUGUGGGCUAUGGAGACAUGUACCCGGAGACCCACCUGGGCAGGCUUUUUGCCUUCCUCUGCAUUGCUUUCGGGAUCAUCCUCAACGGGAUGCCCAUUUCCAUCCUCUACAACAAGUUCUCUGAUUACUACAGCAAGCUCAAGGCUUAUGAGUACACUGCCAUCCGAAGGGAAAGGGGAAAGGUGGACUUCCUGCAGAGAGCCAGAAAGAAGAUGGCUGAGUGUUUGGCUGGAAGCAACCCACAGCCCACCCCAAGGAGAGAGAAUUAA
Ceratotherium simum simum (southern white rhinoceros) is the source of this 1680-nucleotide messenger RNA. It is a transcript of the gene KCNV2, whose product is annotated as potassium voltage-gated channel modifier subfamily V member 2. Lineage: Eukaryota; Metazoa; Chordata; Mammalia; Perissodactyla; Rhinocerotidae. Gene Ontology annotation, molecular function: voltage-gated potassium channel activity. Gene Ontology annotation, biological process: action potential; potassium ion transmembrane transport; protein homooligomerization. The record is from RefSeq and is a predicted model, not a curated record. Gene Ontology annotation, cellular component: membrane; voltage-gated potassium channel complex.